AUGGCCCCCGUUCCUCCCAUCAACCAGGUGGGCAUCGCCUGGCCCAACAUAUUGAGCCUUUAUGUUAGAGGUCACCACUGUUUGGGUUGGGACUGCCUGACUCCCUCUGAACAAGCAGGUAUUAUCAUCAGUGCUACAGUUAUCUUGAUCGUUCUUCUCUUUACCUGCAUGUACUACUUGGGAAGAAUAACGACGGCUCACCAGGAGAUUGUGCUCCGCCGCCAACGGAGGCGUAGAAGCCGCUCGUUCGCCCUUGCCCCGACUGUUUCACUAGUACAACUACCUCCUGUUCCGAGAUUCCCAAGCCAACAGGUCUCAUAUCAGCCUGUACUCUAUCACCCCCCUCUCGCUCCUCUCGUUCCAGUUGGCCUCCCGCAUCUUCAAGGUCCUUCGGGGGUGAUGCCUCAGCAGCAGAUCCCAGUAUUUCUACCUAUCCAGCCAACUACAUACGUUCAACCACAGCCAAUAUUUCAACCUACCACUCGUCAGAAUGAGCAAGUCAGACCAUUGCAGUGUUCUGGGUCAUGUCCAGCUUCUAUGUCUUCAAGCGGUUUGCCCCCUCGGCAUCCUUCCUGGCGUCAGCGUCUCCGUCGAGCAUUUGGACUUCCUCUCGGAAAAGCUUCGACCGUGGGCAGCGAAUCAGUUCCCGGAACCCCUGCCAUGCCACAGCCUCCGCCAGAAGGCUCUCAUCGGGCAUCGAACGCAAACAGAUAUACUGAUAAACAAACAGAGGCUCGUGAUGCACCGCGCAACAGUCAAGACCUUGGGCGCGAUAAUGGUCCCUCGGAUCACUCUCGGGGAAGUGACAGGAGCAACACAGCUGAUAGUGAUAGAAUCCGAUCUCCAGGUUCUGCAGCAGCGACAGUCCAUAGUGACGAUUACGACCUAAUCUCCAAUGUGCAACUACAGCAUACUCAUCAUAACGCAUCCAACGGGCAAGAAUCUCGCGGACAAACAGAUUUGUCAAACGCCAAUGAUAGCAACUUGUCAGAUUAUCACAACCCUUUGGCCAUGCUGCCCGCUAGACUGCCUUUCAAUCCCAUGGAAAAGCCAUCAACUCCCAAGUCUGUGAUGCUGGACACUCGACAGCAUAUUGACCAACUCGAAUUUGUGAUGCCCGGGCGACAAUCUCGUGCCCAUACGCCAACAUUGUCCCGUCAGCCACCCAUUAGGACACAUCAUCCUGAGUGCGAGCAGCAUCACCGAGGUCGUGAGAUGCACAGAAGAAACUGGGACAGCACACAUACUAAUGCAAACUACAUGACCGGAGGCAUCACUUGGCCGUCAACACCUCAGCCCACUCAUCAAGGGGGCGGCAUCUACUAG
Messenger RNA from Fusarium odoratissimum NRRL 54006, 1326 nucleotides. RefSeq lists its product as uncharacterized. NCBI's taxonomy places the organism in Eukaryota, Fungi, Ascomycota, Sordariomycetes, Hypocreales, Nectriaceae. The transcript has 3 exons. The record is from RefSeq and is a predicted model, not a curated record. The coding region runs from base 1 to 1326 and encodes 441 amino acids.